CUGUUUUUUAUAUUUAUGUAUAAAACUUCUAUACGUUUAAAGUCAGCUGUUUGAUAAGAAAUAAUGAAUUUUAAGCCAUUUAAAUCAACCUUUCGGUUGUUUUCAUCUUAUAAAAAUGUGCCUCGGGUAUGUGUCGUGGGCGCAGGACCUGCUGGCUUUUACGCAGCAAUGCAUUUAACUAAGAAAUUGGAGAAUGUAUGUAUUGAUAUUAUAGAAAAGCUGCCAGUUCCAUUCGGAUUAGUACGGUAUGGAGUUGCCCCUGAUCAUCCAGAAGUAAAGAAUGUUAUAAAUCAAUUUACUAAAUUUGCUCAACAAACAAAUGUUAAUUUUUAUGGAAAUAUAACCUUAGGAGAGGAUAUCAAUUUGUUACAAUUGAGACAACAUUAUGAUGCUGUUUUGUUGACUUAUGGAGCAGAGGAAGAUAAGACUUUAGGUAUUGAAAAUGAAGAUGCUACGAAUAUAAUUGCUGCAAGGAAUUUUGUGGGAUGGUAUAAUGGUCAUCCUAGAGAUAGAGAUCUUAAGGUUGAUUUAUCUGGACCUGUAGCAGCUAUUCUUGGUCAAGGAAAUGUAGCACUUGAUGUUGCUAGAAUAUUGUUGUCACCACUAGAUACUUUGAAAAAAACUGACAUUACAGAGUAUGCACUGCAAGCAUUAGCAGAAUCAAAACUCAAAGAAUUAUAUCUUGUAGGAAGAAGAGGCCCACUAAAUGUGGCAUUUACAAUUAAAGAACUCCGUGAACAAAUUAAACUUAAAAAUUGUGCAACAGUUUGGAGGGAAAAGGAUUUUGCAGGUGUUGCAGAAGCUGUAAAAGAUUUGCAGAGACCUAAAAAGAGAUUGAUAGAGCUUAUGCUUAAAUCACUUAAUGAAAAUGAUGAUAUUAGUGAUCAAAAUGAAAAGUCUUUCAAACCAAUAUUUUUUAGGAGCCCAAAAAAAUUUUUGGUCAAUUCGGAAAAUUACUUAAGUGGUAUAGAAUUAAUAGUUAACAAAUUAAAAGGUGACAGAAUAGAAGAUCAAAAAUGUAUCCCAACAAAUGAAACAGAAAUUUUAAAUUGUUCUCUUGCAUUUCGUAGCAUUGGGUAUAAAAGUAUUAAAGUUGUUGAAGAUUUACCAUUUAGUGCUAAUGGUGUUGUAAUAAAUGAAAAUGGUCGAGUUUCAAACAACGAAGACAGUGAAAUAGCAAAGCUUUAUGUGGCUGGAUGGCUAGGUACAGGACCUGUAGGAGUUAUUUUACAUACAAUGAGUAAUGCAUUCCAAGUUGCAAAGUUAAUCUGUGAGGAUUUAAAAAAACAUAACAAUUACAAUAAGGAUGGAUUUGCUGGAGUUAAAAAUGAUAUUAAUAAGAAUACUCCGGUAAUAGAUUGGAGUGGUUGGGAAAAAAUUGAUAAAUAUGAGUGUGAAGAAGGUAAAAAACUUGGUAAACCUCUGACUUAUAUAGUGGCAUUAGUGAUGUUGUUUAUUUAAUUUUAGUUGUUCACAAUGACCGAGGAAAACUGGAACGAUGAUGGUGCCGAGGCGGGCAGCAUGGCCAUCGACAGCAUGCCAUUGCCACAACCGGCUGACAUUCCCGAAAUUAAACUGUUCGGGAGAUGGAGCUGCUACGAUGUCCAGGUUUCAGACAUGUCGCUACAGGAUUACAUUUCAGUCAAGGAGAAAUACGCUAAAUACUUGCCACACUCGGCUGGUAGAUACGCUCACAAGCGAUUCCGUAAAGCGCAGUGCCCUAUUGUCGAACGUUUGACAAAUUCCUUGAUGAUGCAUGGACGCAACAACGGAAAGAAAUUGAUGGCCGUGCGUAUUGUUAAGCACGCUUUUGAGAUCAUCCAUCUUCUGACUGGCGAAAAUCCUCUUCAAGUUCUUGUGACAGCUAUCAUCAAUUCUGGUCCUCGUGAAGAUUCCACUAGAAUCGGUCGUGCUGGUACAGUGCGUCGUCAAGCUGUGGAUGUGUCCCCACUUCGUCGUGUGAACCAAGCUAUCUGGUUGUUGUGCACAGGAGCACGUGAAGCAGCAUUCAGAAACAUUAAGACAAUUGCGGAGUGUGUUGCUGAUGAACUUAUUAACGCUGCUAAGGGUUCAUCAAACUCUUACGCUAUUAAGAAAAAGGAUGAGUUGGAGCGUGUUGCUAAAUCCAACCGUUAAGUAUGUUUUAAGAGGACUUAAUAAAAAAUAUGAAAAAAGUAGGUGUU
Molecule: messenger RNA, 2183 nt
Organism: Vanessa tameamea
Lineage: Eukaryota; Metazoa; Arthropoda; Insecta; Lepidoptera; Nymphalidae
Gene: dare
Product: NADPH:adrenodoxin oxidoreductase, mitochondrial-like
Exons: 5
Biological process (GO): translation; ribosomal small subunit assembly
Cellular component (GO): ribosome; cytosolic small ribosomal subunit
Molecular function (GO): rRNA binding; structural constituent of ribosome; mRNA binding
Source: RefSeq, a predicted model, not a curated record